This is a messenger RNA of Porites lobata, 4819 nucleotides long. The record is from the annotation of a GenBank genome assembly. NCBI's taxonomy places the organism in Eukaryota, Metazoa, Cnidaria, Anthozoa, Scleractinia, Poritidae.
AUGACACUUUCCCCUCCCCAGACAGUUUCUCGCUGGCCGCAUUUUCCGGUUUUGGAAUUUCUACACGGAAAGCAAGCAACAAAUUUGCAGACUGAAAUCCUGAGACCUGACCAUAGAAUGGCAAGACUGACAAGCUUACAGUGGGAGAUGAGAGUGCUAGGAUGUAUACUGCUUGUUUACUUUUCAACAGGUACAAGAUUCUAUCGCAUGAAUAUUUUAAAGCAAGUCUAACGGGCCGCGUCUUUUACAAGCUUGUCAAAUUUUAAACCGCUGAGAUUUUCAGUGAUUUGACAGUCUUGUCUUUUUCAUGAUGGAGCUGAUUUUGUUCUAUUGAUAAAUUAGAUUGAAGUGAUCAAGGCUUUUCAACCCCCAUCGUCACUAAUUGUAAAGUUAUUAUAACAUUUUAAAAGGGAUGGCCACAUGACAGAGUCGUCUGAAAACGAUAUCAGGCGUUGUGCAGUUUUAGUUUGGAGUAUUUUGAAUCGUUACAAACAAUGGCAAGUAAGGAAUAAAGAGAACUAUAACACGCAAAAUACUUUAAUGACCAAUGAUGCUACAAGAACAGGUAGAAAAGAAAAACACGACAACAACACCAAGGAAAGUUUAUUUAAAUAAUCACUUAAUUUACUCAUUAUCUGUGUGUUUCUUGUUUCUUGUGUGUGGUUUAUGGGCCAAUUCAUGGCCGUGUAAUGGUUUUUAGGGUGGAUAUAGGAAAGGAAAGGACGUUUAACAGAGAAAUCAAACUGGUUUCACUAAAACUUAUUAAAUGACCAUAAAUCAGCUCAAGAACUACACAAUUACAGUGUGACUACUGUAACCGGGGCCACCUAGACAAAGUUUACCAAUUGGAUUACAGGAAAAUAACAGUACAUUCUGAGAAAGUUAGUUGUUAGUCACAAUAAUAUCACAACGAAACCGAACCAUCAACAUGGAUCGAAAUCAGGCAGUUAUUAAAACCCCCCAGGGGCCCCACUCACAUAUUUUAAUGACGGGGGGGUCUGAAGGAUUUUUUUGCGUCUGACAUUUUGGCCAAAAGGGGUUUUUUUUUGGGUCUAUGAAAGACGCCGGGAUUUUUUUGGGUUGCGAAAACAACAGAGGGAUUUUUGGGGGUGUUGUAUUUUUCAUCAGCUCAAAUCAAAAAUAACAUAAGCGCAAAUUUAUAGUUUUGUUUUUGACCAAAACCAAAGUUGAAGUUGGCAUGUUUUAGCUUUCCAGAAGAUAAAUAAUUAGCCUGAGUAUCAGGCGUUUCUGGGGGAAAAGGGGAAAGAUGGAAACGAAAAAGGGAGAGAGUAUCAGGCGUUUCUGGGGAAAAAGGGGAAAGAUGGAAACGAAAAAGGGAGAGAGCUGAAGGAAAGAAACGCCUGACACAGAUGCUUUUACUGUAGCCUUCCACCCCCACACAGCAUGAUUCGAUGCCAUCCAAUCAAAAUCACAUCCGGUCAUUGCGGUUGUCAGCUUCACCUGUCAAAAAGCUCGCCUAAAAUAAAUCUCACCUAACGAUCUGGCUUAGCUCCGGUGCUUGUGUUGCUACGAUUUCGCUUUUUCUAAAACCUCCAAUGAGCAGUUUUCGAAUACUUGUAAUGGAAAACCUGCCGUUUUUGAGGAAUUAUAACAUGUUUUAGGAAUUGUGCUAAUGUAAGAUCGCCAACGCUCUGUUUGUAAAUAAACGUGUGCCCGGAAAACUGUAAAUUGCUUUUGUUUACAGAGUUACAACAGCGGCGCGGUUAAUAAUCAGUUUCCUGAGAGUCUGGCAGCCAAAAAGCUGAUGUAGAUCAGGCCGAAAAUCGUCCGAGGGAAAAUCUAAAGUCAAGCUAAAGCCUUGGUGCUGUGGAAAAUCUAAAGUCAAGCUAAAGCCUUGGUGCUGUCGGCUAUUCUCAAUACAUGGCUACCUCGCUCUAAUUUUAUUUACAGUAACAAUACCCUUUUAAUGGCAGGAUGUUGUUUUGUCCCGGUCUAGUGAAACUAAUGCUCGGACAUAGUUUCGGCAGAAGCUGGUAUAUGAGGCUUUUCCAUACUCCGAGAACAUCUUCCCUUUUAACUACGAGGCUUUGAAUUUUUGCUCGGGUUUUAUUUUUAUUCCCGGAAAGAACUUGAGAGCGCCCUCUAGAGCCUCUUUGAAUUCCUCUCUGCGUCUCUAUCCAUAAACUUACCACAUGAAAUCAAAACACUGUGCUCGUGUUUACUUGCGGUCGGUGACGUCAGGGCGUAUUGUGUGUUAUCCAAUCACUGCCACAUCCAGAUUCUGGAUGUGUCACACGAUUUGCUGAAUGGUUUUGUGUCAGGCCUUCCUUUCUCUUCUCCCUCCUCCCCCCUCCCGCAUCUAAAAUCUCCUCUCCCCUUGCUUCUUAGGAAGGCCUGAUACUCAGGCUAAUAAAUAAUAAAAUUUGCUGGUGCAAAAACACUGAGGGAUUUUUUUGGGUAUGCUAAAAAAAGUAGGGAUUUUUUUGGGUAGACAAAUUCUGAAGUUGGGAUAUUUUUGGGUAUAAAAUAUGAACCUCUGUCGGACCCCCCCGUCAUUAAAAUAUGUGAGUGGGGCCCCUGGGUAAAACCCACAGUGAGGCGCAACCUUUUGAACCCACUGAAGAAAGCCUGUGUUUCCUGAGAGGUCCAUUAGAGUGAAUGACUCAGGCGAAAAACGUAAGCGUUAGUAAUAUUUUUGACUUGAGGUAGCAUGUUAAAGCAAAGCGCGGCAAUGGUAGCAAAGAAAUUGCUGGUAGAUGACAAAAUACAAGCUUGUGUUAAAUAAAUAUGUCUCCUGGGUGUUGUAUGUAAUGUUUUGAAAGAAAACCAUUGUCUGGUAAAACAAUUUGCUUCCUUGAAAAACGUUUCUUAUUGAUAUUUAAAUUUUGUAGUUCGAGUAACUUAUUUUUUUUCUACGAGCUGCUGAUUGGCCCUCAACCAACUUUCUUGGAAUGUAUUGUUAUUUUCCUGUAAAUUAUACGCGCCGAUUGGUCAAUUUUGUCUCAGUGGCCCCGGCUACAGUAGUCGCACUGUAACAAGGAACAUACCAUAAUUAUUGAACCAAAGUAAGUACAGUGGAACCUCAAUAUAACAAAGGAGGUUUUGUUAUUUCCAGGUUUUUUUCCAUAUAUUUUACUAUCACUGGGGCGAGAAAUAUGGUUUGUUAUAUUGAGGACUCCAUUAUGUAGAGGUUCAUUGAAGCCCCUCCAUGUAUAAGCCCCUCUUAAUAUAAACCCCUCAAACCCGUAAUGCAAAAAACCCUUCAUUAAAUGGCCCCUCCGAAUAUAAGCCCCUUGGGGGCUUGCACUUGAAAACAGUGCCCUCAAAUACAAAGUAAAACAAAGAAAAAACGGUAAAUUUCCUUCGAACUAUAAGCUAGCCUAAUUGAUUUUGAAACACAAAUUUCCCUCCAUACAUGCCCAUCUGAAUAUAAGCCCCUCCAAAAAGAAGCCCCUCAAAAAGGGCCUUUGAAAAAAUUCAAGCCCCGGGGCUUAUUUUCAGAAUUUUACUGUAAGUUCCACUGAAAAUUCCUUGAGUGGAGCAGGCAUUGUGCAGUCGAAGUGGUGAGUAAGCACGUACCACCCACCAAUGUGACCUGGGUGCAAGCAAUAGCAUCAGUUGCUCAGUGUAUAAUGUACAUUUUAAGCCAUAUAUCUCAAAAGUAGCGACUGCAAUGGCCACUGUAAAUUAGAAGGAUUUGUAUGAGAAAAACAACUCUUACCACCCAGUCACUCUUGAGUGGUUUUCUAUAAAACUCCUUGUAAAUUCUGAAAUUUUUAAAGUAAUAUAUCAAACAUGAGAUGCAGUGUUUCAUCACCAGAUGAAACACCGAGAAGAGAGUUGAAAAUACGACGCGCAGCGGAGUAUUGUUGACGAACUUCGAGGUGUUUCAUCUGGUGAUGAAACACUGUGUCGAAUGUUUGAUAUUUCUUCUCAAACAAAAUCAUUUUUGAAGGAGAAAUUAAGGAUGCAAAUACUAAGCAGUGUUUCAUCCGAUUUCCAAACACUCAUUAAACAUUAAUUUCCUUUGUAUUUUCUUAAUGAAUUAUUAAUGAGUUUGAGAACUAUUGUUAAAUCUUUCGCUUACACAUUUAAGGGCUCAAAGUGCCAUUGAUUAAAAGGAGAUUUCAGCCCCGUAGUGCUUAAGAAAAUAUUUCACAACAGUUUGAAAGUUUCGAAAUUUACCAGGAUUGGUAUGGAAAACCAUUCAAGCUUGACUGAGUGGCAAGAGUUGUUUUUCUCAUACAAAUCCUUCCAAUUUUUGGCAGCCAUUGCAAAAUCGCUACCUUUGAGAUAUACAGCUGAAAAUUUACAGGUUACCUAAUUUUAAUAUGCUCUUUCAGGUAGUGCUAACAAAAUUUUUCAAAAGCAAACUGUUGAUCAUGUGAUCAACUAAUGCCAGAUUGUAGCCAUCUUGAAUUCCAGUUUGAACUACAACAUAAACAAACCUAUAUAUUUUUGUAUAUUUUUAGUCAUUUUGGAAUAGUUAUCUUUUCUCAGAAUUUCUUUGUCUGUAUAAUAAUUUUUUGUAAUCUUAACAGGGACAGUUUCUUCUGAAAGUUCCAUAGUACCUGUGAUCAUCACAUCGCCUGCAACUGCUGACACUAAAUCUACCAGUAAAAUUGCAUCUACAACAGUAUCGCCUACUACAACAUCAUCAACUACUCCAACAAGUACAACUUCCACUCCUCCUCCAAAAGCCUCUAUUGUCCCCACUGCAGCUCGAAUCUCAAGUGGCAGAAAAUUUGAUGGUGCUUCGUUUAUUGGUGGAAUAAUUUUGGGAAUGGUUUUGACAGCAAUUUUUAUUUUGGCCUAUAAAUGGUGGCAAAAAAGAAACAAGAGCUAUCACAGCUUGUGA